AUGAGAAGGCUUAAGAUAGGGAUAAGACCGCAGCUUAUAGUCCUAGUCUGCUUUGCUUCGUUGUUCUCGCUCUUAAUCCUAGGGAUCGUCACUGGUUUAUACUUUAGCACGAAUUUAACUCAACUGAGAUCAGAACGGUUGUAUGUCAUAUCACAAUUAAAAUCCACUCAAGUGGAACAAGCCUUGGCAUUUAUUGCUUACCAAGUGGGGACCCUAUCUUCUGUGGAUGCUAUCACUACACCCUUGUCACAGUAUAGGGCAGGGAACAAUUCGAAUGCCGUGUUUUCCAGUGCUCAAAAUACGUUGGACCAAUAUAUGUCAUCAACUGAAACUUUUGCUGCAGCUAGAUUAUACAAUUUGGAUUUGCAAGUUCUGGCAAGUUCGUACAAUAAUGCAACAAUAGUAUCUCAGGCAACAGCUGGCAGCUUGUUCCCCUUGCUACAGAAUAGCUCGAUCCCACCUGCUUUACUAGAUUCAAAUGGGUCAGAAUUUUACUUCACAGGACCGUUGGCCAAUGAUUCAUCCGAUAUAUUCAGCCCAUAUUUUAUCGGAGUGACGUUGCCGGUCUACUCAAACUCAUCAAUCAUAAUUGAUAAACCAUACAUUGCUGGUUACUUAUCGAUUAUUGCCAGUGCGCAAACAAUUCGAGAUGCGUUAAAUUCAACAAGUGAGGAUUACAAUGUUAUUGCUGUUAAACCACUUUAUGGCAAUUUAACUGACAUCGUGGACACUUUUAACUCCACUGAACGUGCUAAAGCGGCUGUUGGAUUCCAAACAGUGUUUCCUGUGGCAAACUCACUAUUGAGACCAGGGGAGAUGUACAACAUUAAUUCGUCAACCUCGGUGCGAACAGCUAUACGUUCUCCUUCGGGAACUUCCACUAAUGUCAAAUCCUAUUCUGGUGAGAGUGUUGCCAUUGGGUUCAGACAAAUCAUGCAAAACAAUCUUUUAUGGUCAAUCAUUGUGAUACAAGAGAAGUCAGUGUUUAAUGCUCCUGUAAAUAAAUUGAAAAAGAUCAUAAUUGGUGUGAUGUUUGCUAUUGCUGUAUUUAUGUGCUUAAUCACGUUUCCGUUGGCGGUGUGGUUUAUCCGGCCCAUUACUCAAUUGCAAGACUCGGCAGAAUACAUAUCAAAAUACCGAAAAGAGAGAAUACUAAGCGAAAAGAUUGCUCAUGAUUCAAGGAAUAAUAGUGUAACGUCAACGACAACUUCAUCUACCUCAGGCUAUUCCACUGGUAUGCAACUACCAGCACGCAUUAAGACAUCAAAGAAGUUCUUCAAGGAUGAACUAACUGAGUUGUCGGAAGCAUUCAACAUCAUGACCGAGGAACUAGACAAGCAGUAUACUCUCUUGGAAGAGCGAGUCAAGCUUCGAACGCGAGAAUUGGAGGCGUCUAAAAUCCAAGCUGAAGCGGCAAACGAGGCCAAAACGGUGUUCAUUGCAAAUAUAUCACACGAAUUACGAACUCCUCUUAAUGGUAUACUAGGCAUGACAUCAAUUGCUAUGGAAGAGGAGGACGAGGAAAAACUCCAUGAAUCUUUGAAAUUGAUCUACAGAUCUGGUGAGUUAUUACUCCAUAUCUUGACAGAAUUGUUAACAUAUUCAAAAAACACAUUAAACCGGUCAAAGUUGGAAAAAUCCAAGUUUCAAAUCCUUGAAAUUGUUUAUCAAAUCAAUUCAAUUUUUAAUAAACUAGCUGUUGACCAGCGAGUGAACUUUAAAAUUGUUGUCAAACCUUGUCUAUUUAGAAAGAUGAUACUUUAUGGAGAUUCAAAUAGGAUCAUUCAAAUCAUAAUGAACCUUGUGUCUAAUGCACUCAAAUUCACUCCGGUUGAUGGGUCAGUUGAUGUCAUUUUUAGAUUGCUUGGAAAAUAUGAUUAUGACAAGUCAGCAGCUUGCGAUUUCAAGAAAGUGUGCUUAGUACAUGACAGCAAAAGACCAUUCCCUUUUAAUUACAAUACCGAUACUACUUUAGUACAAGUUAAGGAUUCCACAUCAUCACCAGGGAAACAAGCUGAUCCAAAAAAGAGGAAUAGCGGUGACUUUGAUGACACACUGAGUAUCGUUACUCUUUCAACAAUUCAAUACGAAAAUGCGUUAUUUGAACAACAAUUUUCGGAUAGUCGGCGGUCGCCAUCACCAAGGUCAUCACUUGAUAAAUUGGAAGAAGAAGGGUCUGAUGCCAAGUCCGAGUACAUGAUGCCUCAAGCCAAAGAUUUCAAGACGUACCACACAUUAAACAAAAAGGAAAAGAUUGAAGGACACAAGUCAUACAAGAUUAAAAAUAUACACCAUCCAAAACAAUGGGUUAUACAAAUUGAGGUUCGUGACACUGGUUCAGGUAUCGAGCCAGCAUUACAAGAGAAGGUGUUUGAACCAUUUGUUCAAGGUGAUCAAACUUUGAGUCGAAGCUAUGGUGGCACUGGAUUGGGUUUAAGUAUAUGCCGACAGUUGGCCUCGAUGAUGAAAGGGACGCUUACUGUGAAAUCAGCAGUAGGAGAAGGAUCGACAUUCACUUUAACCAUUCCGUUGCCACAGACAGGAGAGAUCAUGAUUCCGCCUGAAGAUCUUGAAGCUCUCUGUGAUGAUGAGUUCAAUCCGAAUUCGAAGAUGAACAGAAGGGUUGUUUUUGAAGAUGAUAUAGUGGAUACUAGCUCAGAUGAGAGUAAAGAAGAUACAAACGAAAACUCGUCAUCGUUAACCCAUCGUCGCAAACCAUCACAAAAGGGAUUAAAAUUAAAACCUUCAAGUAUUGCUUUUGCUAGGGGCUCAACCGGUACAGCACAAAAGUCGGAUAACCAUGGAAGUGGCACAAAUACUGGUACUCAUAGUACAACCCCCACGUCAACAGAGUCAUUAGUAUCGACACCACUAACAUCGCAGAACCACUUAUCCAAUAUCAAGAUUCUUGUUGCUGAAGACAAUCAAGUGAAUCAAGAAGUCAUCAAACGGAUGUUGAAACUCGAAGGAUUUACGAAUUUGGUAAUGGCUGCAAAUGGCGCUGAAGCAGUGGAAAUGAUACAACAGUCAAUGGAUCAAUCAGAAGAAGAGCUAGUACCACAGCAAUUUGACUUGGUAUUUAUGGAUAUUCAAAUGCCGAUAAUGGACGGUAUCACAGCCGUUGGUAUAAUACGACAAAAAUUACACUUCACUAAUCCGAUAAUAGCCCUCACUGCAUUUGCUGAUGAAAGUAACAUAAAAGAGUGUCUAAGUUGCGGAAUGAAUGGAUUCUUAUCCAAACCGAUCAAACGAAACAAUCUACGCAAUGUGAUUACAAAGAAUACAAACAUUUUGUUGCACGAGUCGGUAAUUACGCCAAUGUCUGGCCAUUCACAAAAGAGUUCUUAUUUUCUGUAA
Lodderomyces margitis is the source of this 3357-nucleotide messenger RNA. It is a transcript of the gene SLN1, whose product is annotated as Sln1p. The coding region runs from base 1 to 3357 and encodes 1118 amino acids. Lineage: Eukaryota; Fungi; Ascomycota; Pichiomycetes; Serinales; Debaryomycetaceae. The transcript has a single exon. The record is from RefSeq and is a predicted model, not a curated record. Gene Ontology annotation, molecular function: histidine phosphotransfer kinase activity; phosphorelay sensor kinase activity. Gene Ontology annotation, biological process: phosphorelay signal transduction system; protein autophosphorylation. Gene Ontology annotation, cellular component: membrane.